Messenger RNA from Hemiscyllium ocellatum (epaulette shark), 411 nucleotides. Its product is annotated as histone H3-like. Bases 1 to 411 code for a protein of 136 amino acids. The record is from RefSeq and is a predicted model, not a curated record. The transcript has a single exon. NCBI's taxonomy places the organism in Eukaryota, Metazoa, Chordata, Chondrichthyes, Orectolobiformes, Hemiscylliidae. Gene Ontology annotation, cellular component: nucleosome. Gene Ontology annotation, molecular function: protein heterodimerization activity; structural constituent of chromatin; DNA binding.
AUGGCUAGGACUAAGCAAACGGCGCGAAAAUCCACCGGGGGAAAAGCUCCUCGAAAGCAGCUGGCGACGAAAGCUGCUCGUAAGAGCGCUCCGGCGACCGGUGGUGUGAAGAAGCCGCACCGCUACCGACCCGGCACUGUUGCUCUGCGGGAGAUCCGCCGCUAUCAGAAAUCCACCGAGUUGCUCAUCCGCAAGUUGCCCUUUCAACGCUUGGUGCGAGAAAUCGCCCAAGAUUUCAAGACGGAUCUGCGUUUCCAGAGCUCGGCCGUCAUGGCGCUGCAGGAGGCGAGCGAGGCUUAUCUGGUGGGCCUGUUCGAAGACACGAACUUGUGUGCGAUCCACGCCAAGCGGGUCACCAUAAUGCCCAAAGAUAUCCACCUGGCUCGCCGUAUUCGUGGGGAGCGUGCAUGA